Molecule: messenger RNA, 2094 nt
Organism: Mollisia scopiformis
Lineage: Eukaryota; Fungi; Ascomycota; Leotiomycetes; Helotiales; Mollisiaceae
Product: heme peroxidase
Exons: 5
Coding region: 28-1905 (625 amino acids)
Biological process (GO): response to oxidative stress
Molecular function (GO): oxidoreductase activity, acting on single donors with incorporation of molecular oxygen, incorporation of two atoms of oxygen; heme binding; peroxidase activity
Source: RefSeq, a predicted model, not a curated record
AUAAGCUGCGACAGAAAGUCAACAAACAUGGCGAAAAUCACUUUCCUUAACAGCAUCUUAGUCGGUGUGUACAACGGUGUGAAUGCUCUCAUACCAUGGCAUAAACUGCCCACAUUCCUUGGUGUAGGCAACCUGCUGGCUUAUCGUAUCGUCCUUGAAGCAGAGAAUCUCUACGAUGUCUAUCCCGAUGCUAGUUAUCAGGGAACCGAAGCAACCUGUCCCAUGAAAGAUAGUCGAUAUGUCACUGCGAGAAACAGCGAUGGCUUGUUCAACGACGAGGCUCAACCAAUGAUGGGCUGUGUCGGCAUGCGAUUCGGAAGAAACGUCCCUCGAGAACAUGCUAAGAAACCGACUGAUGCGGAAUUAUUAACACCAAGCCCAAGACUUGUUAGUGAUAGAUUGCUGGCACGAGCCGAGUUCAAGCCUGCUACCAUCGUCAAUCUGCUGGCUGCGGCAUGGAUUCAGUUCCAGGUCCACGAUUGGGUCUUUCACGAAACUUACGCGCCCGGUGAAAAUGAUAUUGAGAUCCCUCUCCCAGCAGGCGAUACAUGGCCAUCAGGACACAUGAAAAUCUUCCGCACCAAGCCUGAUAUUACAUUGGACGAAACCGACAAAAUCUCUCCUGGCUACAAAAAUACGAGUACUGCUUGGUGGGACGCUUCCCAAAUCUAUGGCGAAAAUGAAGUUGCUACAACAGCUCUUCGAGGUGAUGCUGUCAAUGGCAAGUUGAAAAUGACUAAGGAAGGAAUGGAAGACUUCCUGCCUAGAGACAAAGACAAUCUGCCCAUGACUGGCUUCAACCAGAACUGGUGGUUGGGACUCGAACUUUUGCACACCUUAUUUGCUUUGGAACAUAAUGCUAUCUGUGAUGUAUUGCACAAGAACAAUCCCGAAUGGCCCAGUGAUCAGAUAUUCGACACUGCUAGACUCGUCAACUGUGCUCUUAUGGCCAAGAUCCACACGACCGAAUGGACACCCGCUAUUCUUGAUCACCCCACUAUCAACUCGGCUUUACAUGCCAACUGGUGGGGUAUCAUUGGAGAAAAGAUACACAAGAUGUUUGGUCGCAUCUCGAAGAACGAAGUCAUUGGCGGUAUCCCAGGCUCUGGAGUAAAUCUCAAUGGUGUCCCCUAUACUCUGACCGAAGAGUUCGUCUCUGUGUACCGAUUACAUCCUUUGAUCCCAGACAACAUCGCCUUCUUCAAGACCACCUCUGGUGCUCACGUACGAACAACACCUAUCGCCGAUUGCGUAUUCUCCAAAGCUCAAGAUGCCUUCAACAAAGAAACCGACAUGGGCGACGUCUUCUACUCUUUUGGCAUCAACUACCCAGGAGCUAUUACCCACAACAACACACCCAACUUCAUGCGCAACCUCGUCACUCCCGACGGAGUUCUCAGAGACAUCUCAUCCGUCGACAUCCUGCGUGACCGCGAACGGGGAGUCCCGCGAUACUGCGAAUUCCGCCGCCUCUUCCACAUGAAAGCCCCAAAAACAUUCCUCGAUCUCGUGGGUGGCAAAGAACAACAGGCACUUGCUGAUACGCUCGCUGAGAUCUACGAAGAUGAUAUUGAGAAAGUGGAUCUGCAGGUUGGAAUGUUCUGCGAACCUUUGCCUAAAGGUUUUGGAUUCAGUGAUACGGCUUUCAGGGUCUUUAUUUUGAUGGCUAGUCGUAGGAUUCAAAGUGAUAGGUUCUUGGCUGGCGAUGGCUGGACUGAGGAAGUGUACUCGAAGGAGGGGAUGGCUCAUGUUCAGAAUGAGACGAUGAUCAGUGUUUUGUUGAGACACUUCCCGGAGCUGAAGCCUGCUUUGCUCGGGAAGGAUAAUGCGUUCAGACCUUGGAUCAAAGUUGGAACCAGUGCCGAUUAUAAGGGUGUUGAGACUUUGGAUCCUGCUGCUAAGUAAAGGGGAGCUCUUUUGAGCGAUGGUGUUUUGGGGUCUGUUAGGAAUGGGUUGUUAGUGGAUGAAUCGUUUGGGCUUAGGCAACGGUAUUUCAGUGGAUACAAAUUGAAAUAUUAAUCUUCCCUUGUGAUCACAAAGAUAGAAUGGUUGGUUCUUGGUAGUAGAUUUCUGGAAAUCGAACUAAAUUGUGCC